Vicia faba (fava bean) is the source of this 1659-nucleotide messenger RNA. The record is from the annotation of a GenBank genome assembly. Lineage: Eukaryota; Viridiplantae; Streptophyta; Magnoliopsida; Fabales; Fabaceae.
AUGGAGAAGAGCGAGACGACGCUGGAUUUAGCUGCUCGGAGAUUCGUGAGGCACUUGGAUUUCACUGCCGUACGUGGAGGUCCGGCGUACUUGACAUUGUCGCCACCGAUGCCACGGCCGCAAAAUAUUCUACAGUUGCCGACGCAGUCGUGUUCUCCGGCGCAAUUGACAUUGGAUUUUCAGUCAUUAAGUCAACGGCGGUGGAUACCUUCACAGCCACGGUGGCAACAGCAGAGGACGUCACAGUCUCCGCCGGUGAUGUCAUACUUACAAUCUCCGCGGCCUCAGUUAGUUUCGCCGGUCCGUCGUUUACAACAUCCCUCACAGAAACUUCUGGUGAAAAGAAAGCACGAGUCUUCUAGAUCACAGCCUCAACAUAAUGCAGGAUUAAAGGACAAUACUCCAAAGAAACAAAAACACUGUAACUGCAAGAAUUCUCGAUGCCUUAAAUUGUACUGUGAGUGCUUUGCAGCUGGGAUCUAUUGUGAUGGUUGCAACUGUCUGAAUUGUCAUAAUAAUGUGGACAAUGAGGCUGCCCGACAGGAGGCAGUUGGAAUAACUCUGGAAAGAAAUCUAAAUGCUUUCAGACCUAAAAUUGCAAGCAGUCCACUAAAACCAGAAGUUUCUAUGGAGGAAGUGUCUGAAACUCAAGUUACAGGAAAGCACAAUAAAGGAUGUCACUGCAAGAAAUCUGGUUGCCUUAAGAAGUAUUGUGAGUGUUUUCAAGCCAAUAUCCUCUGCUCUGAAAAUUGUAAAUGCAUGGACUGCAAGAAUUUUGAAGGAAGUGACGAACGAAGAGCAGUUUUCCAAGAAGAGUAUAGACUAGUACAAAUCAGACAGGCAACUAAUGCGGCCAUUAGUGGAGCAGUUGGACCCUCCAGCUCUGUAACCCAUAUAACACCCAAAAAGAGAAAAAUCCCAGAAAUAUUUUCUGGCAAAUCAUUCAUAGAUCAAACUUUUGACAUGACGGCUCAAUACCAACAGGGUCACCAUUCAAAUUCAGCGUGUUUGGAUUUGAAAGCAUGUGAAACUAAUAAGGAAUUUGAUCCCACAGCUUCAUCUCCUUUAUCUCCGCUCGCUUCCUUUGUUUCUGACACCGCCAAUACAAUAAUUCCAGGAUCUUCAAUAUCUACAUACAGGUCUGUUUUGGCUGAUGUCCUCCAGACACAGAAUGUGAAGAAUCUUUGUUCACUUUUAGUUGUUCUCUCUGGAGAAGCUACAAAGAAAAAUGCAGAAAUGAGAGGGAAAGAAGUUAGAAAAAUAGAGACCAGGAAAUCUGAAGCUUCUACUGCUUCAUCGGCUCAAUCGUUGCAAGACAGUCGAGAAGUUGUCACGCCUGACUGUGAGAAUCAUGCAAAUAAAGAUGUACCAGAUGCAGUUGAUAUUGACAUUCGAAAGAUGCCAUUGUCACCGGAAACACUUGAAUUGAUGUGUGAUGAACAAGAUGUGAUGUUUUUCGAUAAUGUUUCUGCAAAUGGAGUUGCAAUUGGCAACACUGAACAUAACAUGAAUCAGAAGUCUUCCAAUUCGGAUGGAUGCACAGAUACUUAUGCAGAGCAGGAAAGGCUUAUCCUGACCAAGUUCAGGGAUGUUCUUGGUGGACUCAUUACUCUUGGUAACAUAAAAGAUUCCAGAAGCAGAAAGUGGGAGCAGAAAUAA